This is a messenger RNA of Misgurnus anguillicaudatus (oriental weatherfish), 4487 nucleotides long. The record is from RefSeq and is a predicted model, not a curated record. Lineage: Eukaryota; Metazoa; Chordata; Actinopteri; Cypriniformes; Cobitidae.
CACAUGACUGUCAUCAUAUGAGCCACGCGGAAACAACAAAAGAUUCUGGUUAAAUGACAGCUUGAUUUAUAAGGCAAUAUCUUCGAAAAGUGAAACUCACAACACGCGUUUAAGGACAAGGUACAGAACCGAUUCGGAUCUGUCAUGCUGCGGUUUGAAACCAUUUAACGGUGUGUAGCUCUGUAGCAGACUAUGGAUUCGAUUCAGAUAGUCUUCAUUUUUGCUUUGAUGACAGCUAAAUGUGUUCGUGCGACUCCGCCGAAUUUCGUGCUUCUGUUCACUGAUGAUUUGGGUUACGGUGACCUGGGAUGCUUUGGGCACCCGAGCUCUCUGACGCCGAAUCUGGACAAGCUCGCGGCAAACGGGCUACGCUUUACCGACUUCUACGUCACGAGUCCCGUGUGCAGCCCCUCCAGGGCAGCUCUGUUAACGGGUCGGUAUCAGACUCGAUCCGGGAUCUAUCCGGGUGUGCUGUAUCCAGGAUCAAAAGGGGGUCUCCCUCUCAACGAGACCACCAUCGCAGAAGUGCUGAAGUCUCAGGGUUAUUCAACAGCCAUAAUAGGAAAAUGGCAUCUGGGUGUUGGGCUGAACGGCACUUACCUGCCCACCCGACAGGGCUUUGACAAUUAUCUUGGUAUCCCGUACUCUCACGACCAAGGUCCAUGCGAGAAUCUCACCUGCUUCCCUCCAGAUAUAAAAUGCUUUGGGCGUUGUGAUGUGGGUGUGGUGACUGUGCCUCUUUUCUUUAAUGAGACUAUAAAGCAGCAGCCGGCAGAUUUCCUGACACUUGAGGAGACCUACAGCAACUUUGCCUCUCAGUUCAUACAUGAUGCUGUCCAUAAUAAGCAACCCUUCUUUCUUUACUACCCUUCACAUCAUACACACUACCCUCAGUAUGCAGGUGAAGAGUAUGCAGGUAAGUCUCUUCGAGGGCCGUUCGGUGAUGCUCUGAUGGAGUUUGAUGGCACAGUGGGGAAGAUUCUGCAAACUUUGGCGGAAACAGGUGUGAUCAACAAUACACUCGUCUUCUUCACCGCUGACAAUGGGCCCGAGCUGAUGCGGAGGUCUCGAGGGGGAAACGCAGGACUGAUGAAAUGUGGCAAAGGCACAACUUACGAAGGAGGAAUGAGAGAACCAGCCAUUGCAUAUUGGCCUGGUUUCAUCAAACCAGGUGUCACUCAUGCCCUAUCCAGUUCUUUAGACAUCCUGCCCACCUUUGCCAAAUUGGCUGGGGCUUCAUUACCUGAGGUGCAGCUAGAUGGAGUGGAAAUGACAAAUAUCCUGUUCAGUCUUGGACCGAGUGAAAGGCAGGCCAUGUUUUACUAUCCCACCAAUCCAAGCGAGAAGUAUGGUGUGUUUGCAGUGAGAUGGGGGAAAUACAAAGCCCAUUUCUACACGCAAGGUGCAACUCACAGUAUGACGACUCCAGACAAGGACUGUUCCUUUUUAGCCCUAAAGUAUUAUGACCCCCCUUUACUCUUUGACCUGGAGGCAGACCCCUCAGAAAACUAUAACCUCACUGGUUCAGACUGGGACCCUGUGCGCCAGCAGAUCAAUGAUUUAAGGGUGCAGUUUGAAGCUUCUAUGGUGUUUGGAGAGAGUGAGAUUGGAAAAGGGAGGGAUCCCGCGCUAGAGCCCUGCUGUACACCCGAAUGCUCCCCUAAACCCAAGUGCUGUCAAUGCACUUCUGAGCUGUGAUGAGGCAGAAGCCAAACGGCAGACUGCCAAGUAUUGCCAGUACAUACUUUUACACAAGGGAAAAUGGUUUUUAGACGAUGUUUUAAACUUGAAGUAUGCUGCUUUUUGACCUAGAGACUAUACUUUUAUAUGUACCCUAUGGGGUGGUUUCCCGGAAAGGAUUUAUGCUGCAUACACACCAAAUACAAAUUUGAAUUUUUCGCUUGAGUUUAAUAUUUUUAAAGCGUUAAAGGCAAAUACCGCACAUUUUCGCGGCAAUCGCACCGCCCAAUUCGCAUGGCAGAUCUAUUAAUUCGCAUCGCCAAGCUAUUCAUUCCCAUCGCGUCUAUUCGCGUCAAUUUGCGUCUUUGCAUUGACUUUAUAUGUAAUCUACUCGCGCAAAUCAUUGAAUUCGCGCUUGGUGUGUACACCCCAAUUAGAUUGACUAGGCCUUAUGCUGCAUACACACCUAACGCGAAGCAUAGCGUUCCUCGCUCUAGAUUACUCAUGGGAUUUAACUUCAUGUCAUGCUAAUUUUUUGCUUGAUUUGAAUAUUUUCAACUUGUGCGAGGAUGCAUUUGAGGCGAAUAGCGUGUUUUCGUCGCAAUCGCGCUGCCCAAUUUGCGUCAUUCGCAUUGCCCCGUGUGAGUUCGCGUCUAUUUGUGUCUUUGCAUUGACUUUGUAAGUAAUCUACUCACGCAAAUCGUUGAAUUCGCGCUUGGUGUGUACACCCCAAUUAUAUUGACUAGGCUGUAUGCUGCAUACACAUCAAACGUGAUGCAUAGCAUUCCUUGCUCUAGAUUACUCGCGGGAUUUAACUUUGUGUCAUGCCAAUUUUUUGCUUGAUAUUAAUAUUUUCAACUUGCGCUAAGACGGGUUUGAAGAAAAUAGCGCGUGUUUUUGUGGCACUCGCGUCGCCCAAUUUGCGUCAUUCGCAUUGUCCAGUGCGACUUUGCGUCUAUUUGCGUCUUUGCAUUGACUUUGUAUGUAAUCUACUCACGCAAAUCGUUGAAUUCGUGCUUGGUGUGUACACCCCAAUUAGAUUGACUAGGCCUUAUGCUGCAUACACACCAAACGCAAAGCAUAGCGUUCCUUGCUCUAGAUUACUCAUGGGAUUUAACUUCAUGUCAUGCAAAUUUUUUGCUUGAUUUGAAUAUUUUCAACUUGCGCGAGGAUGUGUUUGAGGCAAAUAGCGCGUGUUUCCGUGGCAAUCGUCCACCAAAUUUGCGUCAAUCGCAUUGCCCCGCGCGAGUUCGGGUCAUUCUCGUCUUUGCAUUGACUUUGUAUGUAAUCUACUCACCAAAUUGUUGAAUUUGUGUUUGGUGUGUAUGCCCCAUCAGAUUGUCUAGGCCUUAUGUUGCGCACACAUCAAAUGCGAAGCAUAGCGUUCCUCGCUCUAGAUUACUCAUGUCAUGCAAAUUUUUUUUGUUGAGUUGAAUAUUUUCAACUUGCGUGAAGGCGCGUUUGCUUCACAUCGCCCAGUGCGCGUUUGCGUCUAUUCACGUCUUUGCAUUGACUUUGUAUGUAAUCUACUCGUGGAGAUUGUUGAAUUUGAGGUUGGUGUGUACGCCCCAUUAGACAUAUUAGGUCAUUUAAGUAGUUUUUAAACAAACCUUAAAAAAAAUGUAGAUGUGCAUCUUGAGACAAAACAAUAGCACUGAUAUAUGUUAAACCAUAACUAAACCCCUAGUAAGAGCCUGACUCCACCCACUUGCAAUAUUUGAAAAAUGCAAGAAAAGUGGGCAGAUCCCAACGGAGAUAGAGGGGACGACCCAAGUGUGUAGUGAAAUCGUAAGAAGGGCGUGGUGAGCUUGAACCUGCUUACGUCACGAGUUAUUUUUUGGACCCAACAUCCAAUAGGAAAAUUCAACUGCAGUAGCCACCGUUCAACCUGAAGAGGGCAGCACUCAGACGUUUUUACACCAUAUAUUGUAGUAUUGAAACACUUUAUAUCCAAAUGUCAAAAAACUUACUAAAAUGAAUGAACAGCACUAAUAAAGCAUCAUUCUUACAGAUCUUUAACUAAAAAAAGUUGGUUUAGGGUUUAGUUACUCUUUAAGAUAUGUCAGUACAAUGUGCUUUUAAAUGUAUGCAACUCAGACAAGCAUUUUAUACGCCAUGUCCAGGAAACUGCCCCUACAGAUUUUAGGGUCUGCUCUGUUUAAUCUGUCUUACACAACCUGAAAACAAAUUUCACUCCAACAUAAAAAGAGAUAAAUAAUGGUUUAUUUAUUAUUUUUUAAUUUAUGCUGACUUGCAUUAAAAAACUUUUACUGUAAUAAGAAUGGCCUUUAAGAGUAACUGGAAUUAAAAAGUUUACACCGGAUGCAUUGCAGUAAUCCGAAUGUAAUUAAUUGUUAUGAAAAUGGUGUAAUCUUAAUGGUCCUAAAACUCUUAUUUUCUUUACACAAAAUGUCUUGAAGUGAAAUGUAACCGGGUCGAUUUAACAAAGCAAAGAAAGGGAAUGUUAGUGUAUCCUGUCAUACAUUAUUAAAGAAGAUUAGGAGGAUAGUUCAACCAAAAAUGAAUAUUUGGUAAUUUAUUCACCCUCUAAACCUGUAUGGGUUUCUUUCUUCUGCUGAACAUAAGAGAAGAUGUUUUGAUAAAUGAUAACUGCACAGUUGACAGCAACCACCGGGAAAAAUAUUAUGGAAGUCAUUGGAUGCCAUCAUUUAUCAAAAUACUGUAUCUUUCGUGUUCAACAGAAUUAAAGGUGCACUGUGUAACUUUUAGAAGGAUCUCUUGACAAAAAAGCAAUGUAAUAUACAUAACUAUAUUAUCAGUGAUGUAUAAAGACCUUACAAAAUAAA